AAUUUAAAUCGAAUGAAACAGGCGAUUGAUGAAUAGCAUUCUGCCUCUUUGAUAACGUGCUUUUACUCUCUCUCUCUCUCUCUCCUCGAUUUGCAUUUGUUGCAGGAACCGACGCGGUGCCCAAACUUCGUCGCCGUCAUCUUCGUCCAUUUUCUGCUCCCGUCGAGAAUCCGCUUCCUCUCUCUUUCUCCAUUCGGUUGACGGCGGCGCGGAGGGUUCAGCGACGAUGGGCUCGAAUGCCAAGUUUUUAUUGCUGUCGGCUGUUUUUGCGGCGUUUGCGCGAUUGGCUGCUGCUUCGAGCUUCAUUUCAGAUGAUGUGUUCGUAUCUCAUGGAUCUGGCAUGCGGAGCUUGCUGCAGGCAAAGACUAGUUGUCCUGUGAACUUUGAAUUCAUGGACUACACAAUCAUUACUAACCAGUGCAAGGGCCCGAGGUACCCGGCUGAUCAAUGCUGCGGAGCUCUCAAGGAUUUUGCUUGCCCUUAUGCUGCUGACAUAAAUGAUAUGACGAAUGACUGUGCAUCGACCAUGUUCAGUUACAUCAACCUCUAUGGUAAGUACCCGCCAGGAUUGUUCUCGAGCGAAUGCCGAGAAGGAAAGCUGGGCCUUGCGUGCAAUGCCACUGCCCCACAGGCACAGAAUGAUUCAAAUUCAUCUCCUGGCCACAUGAACCAGAGCCGCCUCAUUUCUGCUGUCUUCCUUUUGUGUGUUGCUGUUCUAUUUUCUUAAUCUAAGAAGUUGUAAAGGUCUGCCCCUGAGUUCUGGGUAGUUUGUUUGAAUUGAAGAACUAGUGAAAUUGAUUGUGGUGUUCUGAUCACCAAGUGGGAUUAAUGUUCAUAUGAUGUGUAGGUGGAAUCCAUAAUUCUCGAAUGAAUUCAAGUUUGAUAAAGUUUCGGUAUUGUAUUAGACUAAACGGCAGCCUAUGUUGAUUGAGUUUAAAAAUAUUAUGGAAUAA
Messenger RNA from Zingiber officinale, 953 nucleotides. Its product is annotated as GPI-anchored protein LLG1-like. The record is from RefSeq and is a predicted model, not a curated record. The transcript has 3 exons. Lineage: Eukaryota; Viridiplantae; Streptophyta; Magnoliopsida; Zingiberales; Zingiberaceae. The coding region runs from base 227 to 727 and encodes 166 amino acids.